AGAAUCUAGGUUUCUGGGUUGAACCGGUUGAACUGGUGCUGAAUUCAAGUCCUCCAAGUUCGUACGCACGAGGUGGGAAGUCGUGCUGACGACGGCAUGUGCGUUCAAGUCACUUUCGUCGGAGCGAGAUGGCGGAGUAGGCUACUUUCACUGAAUUAAUAACACAAAAAUACAGCAAUGUUCUGAAACUCUUGUUCUAGAAAAUGAAGAACAAAUGUGCAUUAGGUAUACUUCGUUCUUUAUUGUUAAGUUGCAUUGCUAUAAUGCCAUAUGAUGCGUCGUCGAUUAACUUACUGUGCUGUAAAUAGAAAAGCCUGACUAUAACACAGCGAAAUAAAUACCUUUAAGUAUUGCCAGGUUAAUCACUGACAGAUCGGGGUUUAAAGAAAAUCCCGAGCUCCCCACUGGUAUUGCUUCCCUAUAUUGUGGAAGCGUUCAUGUGCAUUCCCCUCGUAAAUACGAUCUAUGAGAUGACUUGAACGCACCAAUAAUAUUCACAAGAAAAUGAGGAGGCUUUGGCCGAAAAAAAAAAAAAACUUUCGCGUUGGAAAGUUUGCGGCUAUUUAUAUAAAAGCGGGGACAAUCCCACAGGUUGGCAUGUGAAUCUCGGAGGGCGCUGAGGAGAAACUACUUUCACUUUUGAGAAGCGAAGGACCUCUCAUUUCUCCGAAGAAAAACUUAACUGGAUCAGAAGCUGUUUGCAGUCCCCUGUACAUACUUGGCAUGUUUGUGAAUUUACUUCAAUAAAACUAAAGAUGAUUGCUUCUAAAUGAACCACGUCUGGUUUUGGAAGUUGAACGUGUACAUCUGGUGUUAAAAACAGUAAUUCACUGUUGUCAACAUGGACUUAUGGGAAACUGGAAAUCUCAGAAGAUGGUGGUUAUUUUAUUUCCUGCCUCUGUGUCUUUUAACAAGUGAAGUGUCUCUGCAGGAGACUGUUGAGGGUUUUAUUGGAGGUUCUGCUGUUUUACCUUGUUCUACUGAAGAACCUCUGAAUCCAAAUCAAAACAUCACAGUGCGCUGGAUACACAGAGACGACAAUGUGUAUAUCAUUAUUAAUGGUCAAGUCUCUGUGGAAAGACAGGAUCCAGAGUACAAGAACAGAGUUGAAAGCUUUCCUGAGGAGUAUCUGAGAGGAAACUUCUCCAUCAAACUCAACAACCUUCAACACAAUGAUACAGGACUAUACAAUUGCUACAUCAUCAUGAAGGAAUCAGUACUCAAGGGUGUUGAACUUUUCACUCGAGAGAGAUCAGAAAGACAACUCCCCAGUAAAGCCACAGAACCAAGACCAGAGAUGACUGUUAUGAUCAUUUCUGCUCUGUUUAUUGGUAUUAUAUCUUCAUUGAAUAACUGUGUCACAGGGGUUUCUUCAUAAAUCACAGCGUCCCAAGCCUGGAUAAAGGAGGAGGAGCUGGAGAACUACUUUAUAUAUUCACUACAAUAUCAUCGGAGCAGGCGCUUCUCAUCACCUGAUGUCUUCAAUGUCAGCUGAGAGAGAGAGAGAGAUCGGGAAAGAUCCAUGAGCUGGGAUUCAAGUUCAGGACGCCAGCAGCGCAGCGGCUCUGUGUGACGGCAUCAGCAAUAUAUUUAACUUUUCUGAACUAUCUUGUAGAGCUAGAAAUAUCAUGUUAUUAACAGGAAAUACAUAUUCAGAAAUGUUUUUACAGGAACUACUCAAUGUUUG
Carassius auratus (goldfish) is the source of this 1687-nucleotide messenger RNA. Its product is annotated as CD276 antigen homolog. The record is from RefSeq and is a predicted model, not a curated record. Gene Ontology annotation, cellular component: external side of plasma membrane. The transcript has 7 exons. Gene Ontology annotation, biological process: positive regulation of T cell proliferation; cellular response to lipopolysaccharide; cell surface receptor signaling pathway. The coding region runs from base 842 to 1378 and encodes 178 amino acids. NCBI's taxonomy places the organism in Eukaryota, Metazoa, Chordata, Actinopteri, Cypriniformes, Cyprinidae.